Fusarium proliferatum ET1 is the source of this 849-nucleotide messenger RNA. RefSeq lists its product as uncharacterized. Lineage: Eukaryota; Fungi; Ascomycota; Sordariomycetes; Hypocreales; Nectriaceae. The transcript is spliced from 4 exons. The record is from RefSeq and is a predicted model, not a curated record. The coding region runs from base 1 to 849 and encodes 282 amino acids.
AUGCCGUCUCUCAACAGUUGGUGGUGGCGUUUCCUCGAAAACUAUGUCUAUGCAGUGCCAGAACCUCCACCGCGAAAACGAACGAAGCCUAUGGAGGUGCUUUGUGUAGGCCUACCCAGGUCUGCGACUGAGUCUCUUCAGACCGCGCUUUUGAAGCUUGGAUACGAUCACACCUACCACGGCUGGGAUAUGGUAUACGAGACACCAAGUUACUCAUCGAAAUGGGUUCGCUUAUGCAGAAAGAAAAGAGUUUGCGGACUCUCUGUAGCUGUCACAGAUGCCGCUGCUUCAGUGUUUGCAGCCGAACUCAUCGCCGCAUACCCCGAUGCGAAGGUCGUCCUCAAUUACCGCAAAGAUUUGGAUGCGUGGCACGAGAGUGCUGUGAAGACUCUAGUGAGUGUCAAUGAGAACUGGACUCUAUAUAUAUUGUCUUGUCUCGGGAAAGUGCCGUUCUGGGGCUGGCAUGUUUAUGAGCGGUUUAUGUGGCCAGGCCUCUUUCGGGCCUUGGACGGCAAUAUUGAGACAGGAAUUGCGAGGAAUGGCAAAUGGGUCUACAAGGAACAUUGCAACAUGAUCCGCGGUCUCGUUCCGAACGAAAAGCUCCUCGAAUGGAAUGUCGAAGACGGAUGGGAACCCUUGUGCAAGUUCUUGGAUAAAACAGUUCCUGAUGAACCAUUCCCUCACGUCAACAAAGCUUCCGGCUGGGAAAAUCACGAGGCAGAAGUCACUAAACGAUAUCUGACGAGUGCCUUGUCAGGCGUCGCUGUUGUAUCUGCAGUUGGAAUUGCAACCAGCGCCAUCGCAUAUAAGACCAUGUGUUCAUAUGAAGAUAUCUGGAAAGUUAUGUGA